AAACCUGAUACACACACAGAGAGACAGAGGCUGCAACUCGGUGUGUACAUCAUGAGCAUGCACACGUGUGUGCACCCGUCCCUUGUUCGAAUGUUCAUGUUUUUCUUUCUGUCAGACUUCCUUUGAUCAAUGGACUGACCAACAAUCCUGUGACAAAGUGAUAGAUUUGGAUGCAUCUUUGGAUAACCAUCUGUCUCAGGGAAUCGGCAACGUUGAUCCUGGUGUGAACUAGGAAUCUGCUUAAUUGUCCAGUGUGACUGACCACCGGUGUACAUCUGACCACUGGGACCAGGCGGUGACCCUCUUGUGUAAGGACCUGUGUCCUGUCCCAACAGCACGUUCAAUUCAGUGUGUAUCCUGCCUGUGAGGAUAGGCCGGCCGGCAGCUGGCCAGUAUUUCAUCAUGUGUUCCUGGUUGAAGCAGCACCUGAUUGUUAAACCUGUGUGCUAACGUCACACAUCUGCAGUGGGCAGGGAUUACCGCUAAUCUAACUCCAUGUCUCAAUGAUCUCAACUGGAGGAGCACACUGACACUCAAUAGGCAGCAAUAUUCUAUUCUGUGAGCAAAGGACCAAAGGUGAUUAGUUGCAUCAUACAUUCUAUCAUCCACAUCAGAACCGACCUGAGAGACACGUGUUUAAAUGUACAUUCAUUAAGUCUGUAAAAAACAUUCACUGAACAAAAAAAAGGGAAGAUAAGGCUCAGCCAUUCUAGGCCUGCAACCCUGCACGUACACAACAUUAAUAUCCGUAAUAGAAGGCUGGAUCCUGUCAUUGAUCUGUGAGGCUGUUCAUCCUCUCAACGUUACUGCCUCCGACAUUUGCGCUCAAGUGAAAUUCUCUCCAUUAUAAGUAUUCUACCUGGGGGUUGACCUACAUGUGUCUCAGUCUGAGACAAAACUAAGUUCAGCAGCAAGGUCAUCACUGAGUCAGAGUGCAUUCCUGACAGAAGUUUGCAUCAGCAGCCAGAUGGGAACAGAUCAAAGUUCGAAAAAUAUGAAGGACUCCUGUACCCCCUGUCAUUACAACAAAGUUCCCCAGCACAAGAUGUCGAACGGAAAAGCAUCCGGAGAUGCGAGGUAUCGCGGAGUGCCAAAGGACAGUGACUGCAAUGGCACUGUUGUUGUGGAGGAGAGUACGGUGUCCCUGAAGAAGCGAGUCGGUCUUGUUAGUGGGACUGCGCUAAUUGUUGGAACCAUGAUUGGAUCUGGUAUAUUUAUAUCACCAAAGGGAGUAUUACAUGGCACAGGCUCCGUGGGAUUGAGUUUGAUGGUGUGGGGUGGAUGUGGCCUCAUCUCGCUGUGUGGUGCUCUGUCCUAUGCCGAGCUAGGGACCCUUUUUACAAAGUCAGGAGGCGAAUAUGCCUACCUUGCGGCCGCCUUUGGGCCAAAACCAGCAUAUCUUUGUGCCUGGGCUCCCGUGUUAGUCACGAAAACCCAGUUCAGUGGCUAUCAUCAGUCUGGCUUUAGCUGAAUAUCUUUCUGAGCCUUUAUUCGAUGCCUGUGGACCUCCCGACAUUAUAAAAAAGUUACUGGCUGCUGCAGCCAUAUGAGCCCUGACAUACGCCGAGCUUGGUACGAUGAUCACCAAGUCGGGAGCGGAGUAUGCCUACAUCCUGGAAGCAUCUCGCUCAUCUAUGCCCCCGUGGCUUGCUCCCGUGCCUGGCUUCCUGUUUGCCUGGGUGUCCAUUCUCAUCCUGAAACCUGCACUGUUUGGAGUUGUGGCCCUUAGCUUUGGCAUCUACGUAGCGGAGCCAUUCUACGAUGGCUGCAGUCCACCUGGCUACCUAGUGAAGCUCAUCUCCAUCCUGUGUAUGAUGGUAGUGUCCUUCAUCAACUGCUACAGUGUGGAGUGGGCAACUAAGGUCCAGAAUUUCUUUACAUUCACCAAGCUGCUGGCUCUCGUGAUGAUCAUAGUUGGAGGAUUUUACAAAAUGUCAAAAGGAAACACAGAGUUUCUGUCGGAGGGCUUUGAGGACACAGUCAAGUCUCCAUCACUUAUAGCGCUGGCGUUUUAUGAUGGCCUCUGGGCCUAUGAUGGAUGGAACAACUUGAAUUACAUCACGGAGGAACUUAUCGACCCUAAUGUAAACCUGCCACGCUCUAUCAUCAUCGGAAUCCCCCUGGUGACGAUUUGCUACCUGCUGACCAAUGUGGCGUACCUCAGCAUCAUGUCCAAGGAGGAGCUGUUGGCCUCAGAUGCUGUAGCAGCGACGUGGGGAGGCCGAGUGCUGGGCCCGGCCGCAGUACUGAUACCUAUAUUUGUUGCGUGUUCCACAUUCGGGGCAGCCAAUGGGUCCUGCUUCACAGGAGGAAGGUUGGUGUACUCGGCUGCACGCGAGGGCCAUCUACCAGAGAUCCUCUCCUAUGUACACAUCAGACAGUAUACACCUCUACCGUCACUAGUCUUUACUACUCUCAUUGCUAUAUUGAUGAUCAUUCCGGGUGACAUCUUCAGCCUCAUAGACUUCUUCAGCUUCACAGCCUGGCUGUUCUAUGGAGCCACAAUGGCGUCACUCAUUAUUCUCAGAUUUACACAGAAAGACAGAGUCCGACCAUAUAAGGUUCCUAUAAUAGUCCCGAUCAUCACAUUGUGCAUCUCCGUGUAUCUGGUGAUAGCACCGAUAGUACAGAAUCCCAGGAUAGAGUUCUUCUACGCCUUCAUGUUCAUCCUUGGAGGGCUUGUGUUCUAUGUACCCUUUGUUCACUUCAAACUCAAAAUCAGAUGUUUAGACCGAGUGACAACAUUUCUUCAAAUGGUGAUGGAGGUUGCUCCGAGCAAGUACGAACCAGCGGAAUAACAGAUGUCCUUUGUGUAUACUGACAUGUUGUACUUCCUGUAUAUAUCUGUACAUUGUAAUAGACUUGUGACUACUAGCAGCACACUUCUGACAGAGUGUGACUUAGCAGUUCCAGAUUCCUGAUGUAACUGCUUUAUGAAUCUUGAAUCUUCUCCAUCUGUAAUUCAUUGUUAGUGUCCAGAAGGAAACUACAGCAUUAUGAUAGCUUUGGAAUUUGGAAUGUCCAUGUUUGUCCUUGUCCUGUUCUUAGGGGAGAUUGUACCCUCAUCUUUACCAAUAGGACCUCAUCCUACACUGAGAAGGCACCAUAGGGUUCAACCCAGUGUUGUUGUAUGAAGCUUGUACAUCAUAGUUUUAAUUAUGGAAGUUUUAGAAAUGGGGUGUAAUAUGGUAGCUUAUGCCAAAGAGUUAACCUUUAUUAAAGAUGGAUCAGAUGUGCCAUAUUGCUGUAGUAGUGCAUUUGUAUGUUGUUGGCACUGAUAGGGGAAUAAUGCGCUCAGUAAAAGUCUUUAGGAGUAGUCCAUGCUGGAGAGUGAAGCACCAAGCACUGGCUGUGCAGGGUUGUUUGUGCCACGUGAAGAGUUGCACGCUGGUUGUUGGGAGUUGCUGGCGCCAAUGGAGAAGUUGGCAGCAAUGGAAGAUUGAAGAGAUGGGCCAUAGGUGCAUGUUGUAUGGAGUCAUUUCUGCCACUGGUGGUGUGGAUCCUUGGAGCAAGGUGUAUGGACUUGCACCCUGGGUCAAAGUUGUAUGGAGUCAUUUCUGCUGCUGGUGGUGUUGCAUGCUCGUGCAAGCUGUAUGGAGUUGCACCCUGGGUCAAGUUGUACGGAGUUAUUUCUGCCACUGAUGGUGGUGCACGCUGGUGCAAGCUGUACAGACUUCUCGCAAAUGGUUAGGUGUGCCCGAGGUGCAAGCUGUAUGGAACUGCUGGUGCCAAAGGUUAAGUUGCAGCUUUGGUGCAAGUUGCAUUGAGUUGUUGGUGCUGACUUUGGACAUUUUUCCUCUAUGCAAUUUGCAUGGAGUUGUUGGCGCCAAUGGUUGACACGUGCCCUGUGCGCAUGUUGUAGUUGAGCUUUUCAUUGAAACAUCUUCCAGUACAGAGAGCAGUUCUAAUAUUUUGAUCAGUGAAGUAUUUUUAUGAAUAUAUUUUUCCUUUUUAUCUGUAAUAAAAUGUGAAGUUGAACAAAUCAAAUGCUAUAUAUUUCUUCCUGAGAGAUAAGUCAUACACAAUGUAUUAUUCCAAACUGUCAAACUGUCUUAAUGUCAGGGUCGUCACUGUGAAAUGGCCAGUAGAUUUCUACCAUUCAGGUUCAUGGAUCUAUAACCAUGAUAACCCUGUGUUUAUUGUCGUUAUCCCUUGUCAGACUGAUCAGUCUCUGUCCUCUCUCUUGAACAUUUAUCGAUGCAUAUCAAUAUUCUUCUCAAUGAUAUGAUACAUAUGAUACACUUACCUAAUAAUUCUGUAUCAAUAUGUAUUGCUUAUUAAUCAUCAUAACAUCGGAUGGUCUUCAUAUUGGUACUACUUGCAGGGAAACUUUUGAUAUUGAAUCAGAUAGGCCCCAUGAACCUUUUCCUGCAACUCUACAGUAAUCACCAGUUUAGCUUUAUCAUAUCAAGUCUAAUAUGCAGUCUGAUCAUGCAUGUACAUUGUCUUAAAUUUGAUUUCAUAUUGAAGAAUAAUUCGGUCUUGUUUUACUAUUAAAUAUGGAUAAAUUCAUGCACUGUUGACUUGGGUUGUAAACUGGCAAAAAGAUUGUACACAGGUAUCUGUUUUGUAAUAGGUAUAGAGAUAUAUUUGGAGCUGAAGUGUUUGACACUGAUUGUACAUGCAGAUCCAAUUGCAGCAAUGUCAAAGUCUGCAUGGUCAGUGGCUGCCAUCUUGUUGUCAUGGAUACAGGGGAGAUAACAACAUGAGAGAAAAAUCUGCUGUUUUGUCAAUCAGUUUCAAAGCGAAACAUCAUCUGGGAAUGGAUUUCUGUGUAGAUUUUAGUUGAUACAAAGAAUAAUCUAACUUGUAAUAUUUAUUUUACCCAGUAUGAAAAUAUUGCCAUACAAAUCGUUUGAAAAGUGUAUUGAAGUGUACUGGUAUACCAGUAUCACUGUGCAGUCCUACUGUUACCAAGCUAAUGAAUGGUAUUGUGGCUUCAGGCAUUGUUUCAGCUGUAUAAAUCCUGUGUUAUGUUGAUCUCAUGGUAGAUCUAGCUGGUGAUGGUGCAGUUGCUGGGGUCAUGAUAAGCUGAGUGUCACAUGGUUCCUCUGGAUGGGGUUAAAAUUAAAAAAAUAUGUACUGCAAUACAACUGUAUUCUUCAAAUGUGUAAUUUGAUAGAAAAUCUCUCAAAAUGUGUUGAUAUGUGCAGCUGAUAAUUAAAGACAUAUUACAAUCAUUGUGAAAUAAUGUCCGAACUUGUGUAUUCUUCUAUGACUGUCUGCUUUGAUAGAAUAUGUCGUAGUUUGAAGUGUAUUACCAUACUAUCUAUACCGAGAUGUCCUUCACUCACUGGCCCAGAUUGUCUAUCCAACCACCAAUUGGUCUGUCAGCUGAUUUCAGACAUGACUUCUGAUUGGUCUGUCUGCAGAUUUAAGACAUGGCCUCAGACUGGUCUGUCAGCAGGUUAAGGACAUGGUCUCGGAUUGGUCUGUCAACAGAUUUAAGACAUGACCUCUGAUUGGUCUGUCAACAGAUUUAAGACAUGGCCUCUGAUUGGUCUGUCAGCUGAUUUGAGACAUGGCCUCUUAUUGGUCUAUCAGCGGAUAUUUAUACAAGACUGCAGAUAUCUCUAUCAACAGAUUUGCCAACUCAACACAUCUUGUCUCAGUCUGUGCCGAACUAAAUUGAGACUCCUAGCCAAAACUUGGCUCUUAGCAUCAAUUUCAGAAGAAUUUAGUGUGGUACUAAAUAGAAUAUUACUAGACUCAGGCUUCGGACUAGUGGCCAAAGUCACAGACUGUUGUCUUGUUACUCCUACUCAGGUUACGGCCACACACGAACUGCUGUUUCAGCACCAAGCACUACAGUGGUCGGUGGCUAACCCCCAGCUUCAGCCAAAGAAGGUACCAGUACACAUUGUCUGUGCUGCCAUGUUAUGGAAGUUGUUAAUUAAUAAUCAAUUAUAGAGAGUAUAUUGAGGAACACAUGCAUGUGGUGGGAAGUGUUGGUAGGGGCAUGAUGUCUGUGCAGGUGAUCGUAUACCUAUUGGUACAGUUGUAACGACUUGUGUAUGUACAGUAAUGAUGGUGCAGGAGUUCUGUCCCUUGUGGGACAUGGAUGUUGCAGCAGGGUGAUGAAUGUACAGAGAGUCUUAUGGUGGGGUGGUGAAUGUACAGAAAGUCUUAUAGUGGGAUGGUGGGUGUACAGACAGUCAUAUACUGGGGUGGUAAAUGUAGAGACUGCCUUACAGUGGGGUGGUGAAUAUACAGACUGCCUUAUAGUGGGGUGGUGAAUGUACAGUCUUAUACUGGGGUUAUGAAUGUACAGAGAGUCUUAUACUGGGGAAGAGAAUGUGCUGGCAGUCAUAUGGUGGGGUGGUGAAUGUACAGACAGUCUUAUAGUGGGGUGGUGAAUGAGCAGACAGUCUUAUAGUGGGGUGGUGAAUGUACAGAAAGUCUUAUAGUGGGAUGGUGGGUGUACAGACAGUCAUAUACUGGGGUGGUAAAUGUACAGACUGCCUUACAGUGGGGUGGUGAAUAUACAGACUGCCUUAUAGUGGGGUGGUGAAUGUACAGUCUUAUACUGGGGUUAUGAAUGUACAGAGAGUCUUAUACUGGGGCAGAGAAUGUGCUGGCAGUCAUAUGGUGGGGUGGUGAAUGUACAGACAGUCUUAUAGUGGGGUGGUGAAUGUACAAACAGUCUUAUAGCGAGAUUGUGAAUCUACAGACAGUCUUAUAGUGGGGUGGUUAAUAUACAGACAGUCUUAUUGUGGGGUGGUGAAUGUACAGAGGGGCUCAGAGAAAAAAAGUGACAAUGCAAUUUAUUUAUUUAUUGAAUGUGUAUAUAAAAUAUCAUGCCAUAAUUACUGUGAUUCAGUUGUGUGAUAUUUCAUAAUUUUGUCAGACAUUGAUUUAGUAGAAACUAUAAAUGUAAAUUUGUGUAACCUUGGUUUAUCUGUGGUCCUCUGAAGAAGACUAAUUGUGAAUGUAUUAGAAUGGAACUUUAUUACAUAGAAGCAGGUUAUGGUUUUCCUGCUGGUGUCGGUGGAAAGAGUUGUGUUCAAAUUGUGUCUCGUGGGAAGCCAACAUUAGAUAGCCAACCAAUAUCUUGCCAGAAAUAUCGCAUGUAAUAAUGUGCUCAAGUAACACAUUUCAUACAAACCUUAAUGUUUCUUUACAGCAUUGUCUAUGAAGAAGCAGCUUACACACCAUCAUGUUUGAACACAACACCCUUAUCACAUCACAGUCCAGCCCUAUCCCCUAACAUUUCUACCCUAUCCCCACCACAGUCCAACCCUAUCUCCCUAACAGUCCAACCCUAUCUCCCUCACAGUAAAACCUUAUCACCCUCACAUCCCAACUCUAUCCCCCUCACUGUCCAACCCUAUCCCCUAACAUUUCUACCCUAUCCCCAUCGCAGUCCAACCCUAUCUCCCUCACAGUAAACCCUAUCGCCCUCACAUCCCAACUCUAUCCCUCUCACAGUCCAACCCUAUCCCCUAACAUUGCUACCCUAUCCCCAUCACAGUCCAACCCUAUCUCCCUCACAGUCCAACCCUAUCUCCCUCACAGUCCAACCCUAUCUCCCUCACAGUCCAACCCUAUCUCCCUCACAGUCCAACCCUAUCCCCUAAGCCCAACCCUAUCCCCUCACAUCCCAACCCUAUCCCCUCACAUCCCAACUUUAUCACCCUCACAUCCCAACACUAUCCCCUACACAGUCCAACCCUAUCCCCCACACAGUCCAACCCUAUCCCCCCACACAGUCCAACCCUAUCCCCCACACAGUCCAACUCUAUCACCUCACAGUCCAACCCUAGCACCUCACAGUCCAACCCUAUCCCCCACACAUCCCAAUCCUAGCACCCUCACAUCCCAACUUUAUCACCCUCACAGCCCAACCCUAUCCCCUCACAGCCCAACCCUAUCCCCCCCACACAGUCCAACCCUAUCCCCCACACAUCCCAACUUUAUCACCCUCACAGCCCAACCCUAUCCCCUCACAGCCCAACCCUAUCCCCCCCACACAGCCCAACCCUAUCCCCCACACAUCCCAACUUUAUCACCCUCACAUCCCAACUUUAUCACCCUCACAUCCCAACCUUAGCACCCUCACAUCCCAACCCUAGCACCCUCACAGCUCAAUCCUGCCUACCCCAUUGGUAUGAAUAGGUACGUAGCAAGCUAAGAGGUGACAAUAGCGAAUGGGUGGUCACUGGUUGAUUGUGUGUCAUUGUCCCCUGCCAUUCAGAAUUAUGUACUUCAUAGAUGAGAACGAUGAUCAGCUUUGCCUUAUUUUCUCAAUACAUUUAUUUCUGUCAUGGUAGUUUAUUGACCUCUGCCCUUUGUCCCUGACGUAUAACAAGUGAAACAGAAUAAGUUUGUAGCAAUUUCUGCAAAUUUCAUUGAUGGACAAAUAUGCUUACUUGAUUUGUCAUGUACAUAUGUACAUAUCUAAUGGGAGACUGCUUGUCUGAUCACAUGGACACAGCAGUGAUAGGUAGUGAAUGUCAAGGCCCACAGAUCGAUACAGGAUGGGUACUAAACCAAUGACGUAAUUGGUCUAUAAAUUACAUGUUGCUUAUUGUAGAUGAUGUACUCUGUUGCUAUGGCUGAAGAGGUAUUAGCCACGACAGAUAAGUACCCCAAGACCGUAUCUAUGUAUUACAAUGUACACUAACCCAAAUCGGACAGCACAAAUGUACUGUUCUGGAACUAGGAGUCUGUAUUCCACAGUGGAUAAAAAUGAUUCCCUUUCAUCGUUGGAUUUAGACGGGAUAUACCGUACCCAAGUAAAAUCAAGCAUGAAAUGCCUACAGGACGUCAAGGCUUAAAGAGAGAAAGAUUGAUAAUCGGUAUAAUCGUCAAUGGAAAGAAAUAAUAACAAUUAUCAAUAUGAAAAUUGUGUCAUUGAUAAUAUCUUUGUGAUGAAAUAAAGUUUAGAUUUAUCAUAACAGACUUGGUAUGGUCAAUAAUGUCAAUUGCCGAAAACGGAAAGUAAAUCUUUUGAUAUACAUGUAUCUCACAUGUCCACAAAAUAAUCCUGCACAAAUGUGCCUCCACUCCCAAGUGGAAUGAAAGAUGUUGAAUUCUUUGGGAAUUGUUUUGGCGUAUUUGCUCAAAGUUACUUCUCUGAUAUUUAUCAAUAAUUGAUCAAUAUGUAGUUAAUGAUUAGCGAUCUCGAUGAUCUGUGUCGAUAGCAAGCUCUACAUGAUAUAUUCCAGUUUUGGUUAGGGUACAU
This is a messenger RNA of Haliotis rufescens (red abalone), 9184 nucleotides long. RefSeq names its product b(0,+)-type amino acid transporter 1-like. Bases 1578 to 2798 code for a protein of 406 amino acids. Gene Ontology annotation, biological process: amino acid transmembrane transport. The transcript is spliced from 15 exons. NCBI's taxonomy places the organism in Eukaryota, Metazoa, Mollusca, Gastropoda, Lepetellida, Haliotidae. Gene Ontology annotation, cellular component: membrane. Gene Ontology annotation, molecular function: L-amino acid transmembrane transporter activity. The record is from RefSeq and is a predicted model, not a curated record.